Messenger RNA from Mastomys coucha (southern multimammate mouse), 1843 nucleotides. RefSeq names its product solute carrier family 16 member 11 (gene Slc16a11). The record is from RefSeq and is a predicted model, not a curated record. The transcript has 5 exons. Gene Ontology annotation, molecular function: monocarboxylic acid transmembrane transporter activity. Gene Ontology annotation, biological process: monocarboxylic acid transport; transmembrane transport. Lineage: Eukaryota; Metazoa; Chordata; Mammalia; Rodentia; Muridae. The coding region runs from base 449 to 1792 and encodes 447 amino acids.
GGCGCGGGGAGAGGCGGGGCGCGGCCACCAGGUGGCUCGGGCCCCUGUGGUGAUCUCUGUUUACCGGAGAGAGCGGUCCAAGUUGGGCUCCAUCUCCGCGCUGGCUAGCUGCUCCGCAGAACCCUGCCUGCCGGAAAGUGCGGAGAAAAUCCGGCCGAACCCACCUUCGCCCUUUCCCUACCCCCAACGCGGGGAGAGGUCGGGUAAGAGAAAGAGGAUUUGGGAAGGAUGAGCCUCUGGCCUGGGAGAUCCUGCUGCCCCCCAUCCCAGGACCUCACGCGCACCCAGGACUUCUAUCCCUAGGCCUGGUUCCCGCGCCCAUGCUCCGGGCGACGUGCCCACCCUGGGCGAGCAGCCCGAGGCUGGAUCUCAGGGACGUCAGCUCCCUAGCGGAGGCCCAGGCGUGGAGACUUGAUUCACAGGUGUUUCCCCACCCCAGCAGACGGCGAUGACCCCCAAGCCGGCCGGACCCCCGGACGGGGGCUGGGGCUGGGUGGUGGCGGCCGCAGCAUUCGCCGUGAACGGGCUCUCCUACGGGCUCUUACGCUCCCUGGGCCUUGCCCUCCCCGACCUCGCGGAGCACUUUGAACGAAGCGCCCAGGACACUGCGUGGGUCAGCGCCCUGGCCUUGGCCGUGCAGCAGGCAGCCAGCCCAGUGGGCAGCGCCCUGAGCACUCGCUGGGGGGCACGCCCCGUGGUGAUGGUUGGGGGAGUCCUAACCUCGCUUGGCUUGGUCUUCUCGGCUUUCGCCCGAAGCCUCCUGCAUCUCUACCUCGGCCUGGGCCUCCUCGCUGGCUCUGGCUGGGCCCUGGUGUUCGCCCCAGCCCUGGGUACCCUCUCUCGGUACUUCUCCCGCCGUCGGGUCUUGGCGGUAGGGUUGGCGCUCACCGGUAAUGGGGCAUCCUCGCUGCUCCUGGCACCUGCCUUGCAGUUCCUCCUUGACACUUUCGGCUGGCGGGGUGCCUUGCUCCUCCUUGGCGCUGUCACCCUUCACCUCACACCCUGUGGCGCCUUGCUACGACCUUUAGCUCUCUCUGGUGACCCGCUGGCCCCACCUCGCACCCCGCUAGCUGCCCUCGGCCUAGGUCUGUUCAAGCGCCGGGCCUUUUCAGUCUUCGCUUUGGGCACCGCCUUGAUCGGGGGUGGAUACUUCGUCCCCUACGUGCAUUUGGGUCCUCACGCUUUAGAUCAGGGCAUGGGUGGUUACGGGGCAGCGUUGGUGGUGGCUGUCGCUGCAGUGGGAGAUGCCUGUGCCCGAUUGGUCAGUGGAUGGCUGGCAGACCAGGGCUGGGUGCCCCUUCCACGUCUUCUGGUGGUGUUUGGGUCUCUGACUGGAUUAGGGGUACUGGCGGUGGGACUAGUGCCCACUGUGGGGUCGGAGGAGGGUUGGGGGGCUCCUCUGCUAACCGCUGCUGGGGCCUAUGGCCUGAGCGCCGGGAGUUAUGCCCCACUGGUUUUUGGUGUGCUCCCGGGGCUGGUGGGCAUUGGAGGUGUGGUGCAGGCCACAGGACUGGUGAUGAUGCUGAUGAGCCUCGGGGGACUCCUGGGCCCUCCUCUGUCAGGCUUCCUAAGGGAUAAGACGGGAGACUUCAGUGCCUCUUUCCUGGUGUGCAGCUCUUUCAUCCUCUCUGGCAGCUUCAUCUACAUGGGGCUGCCGAGAGCCCUCCCCUCCUGCCGUCCAGCCUCACCUCCAGCAACCCCUCCACCUGAGAGAGGGGAGCUGCUCCCAGUUCCACAAGUCUCCCUGCUCUCUGCGGGGGGCGCUGGCUCCAUCCGGGAUACGACUUGUUGAUCCUUUUUUUGGUUGUCCCCUUCCCUAAUAAAGAAUUUUUAUCUUACCCUA